AUGACUGGAAAUCAAUGGGGUUACGGGGAGGAGGACGGUCCAUCAUCUUGGUACAAAGAUUAUCCCAUCGCCGAAGGGGCUCGCCAGUCCCCCAUUAACAUUGCUCCUGAAGAAGCGGUUUAUGACCAUGGCCUCCCACCCAUCUCACUCCACUAUGACAACUGCACCUCCACCAACAUAUCCAACAAUGGCCACUCUGUGGUGGUGGAGUUUGAUGAUGUGGAUGAUAGGUCAGUGAUCCAGGGGGGGCCCCUGGAGAACGCAUACCGCCUCAAACAGUUCCACUUCCACUGGGGUGGAAAGGGUUGCCAUGGCUCUGAGCACACCGUCGCUGGGAAGACGUACACGUCUGAGCUACAUCUAGUUCAUUGGAACGCUGCCAAAUAUAGUUCAUUUGCAGAGGCUGCAGUGGCUCCGGACGGCCUGGCUGUGCUUGGUGUUUUUCUGGAGAUAGGAGAUGAACGUGGUGGUCUGAAUAAGAUAACAGAUUCUUUAUACAUGGUUAAAUUCAAGGGAACGGUCACUGAUUUCCGGGACUUCAACCCAAAUUGCCUCCUGCCAUCUAGUCUGAAGUACUGGACCUACCCUGGCUCGUUGACGACUCCUCCGCUCUAUGAAAGUGUGACCUGGAUUGUUCUGACUGAACCUAUCUGUGUCUCGGAGAAGCAGAUGGGGAAGUUCAGGACAUUGCUUUUCAACAGUGAGGAGGAAGAACAGCGGACACGAAUGGAGAACAACUUCCGCCCUCCACAGCCACUGAAGGGCAGGACCGUCCGAGCUUCCUUUAAGUAGCCCCUCCCCCACCGUUGCCUGUGCUGACGCAGCUCCAUUCUCUGACAACUUUCUAGAAUCAGCUUUUAGUGGUUGGGAGUUUCAUCGUUUCAAAAUGGUUUGUUCUAACUGAACUGAGGCUACUGUAAGACACACGCAUAAGGACCACCUGAGCUCCUAUAAGCACUGUGAAGCCAUCUUAUAAGUCUUGUUACAGCUGGUUACUACUGAGAAAUCUCUAAGUUUUCAGGUUCAGAUUUGGUCUGCUGGUACAAAAGGCAUUCUGUUGCUACCUCUCUUCUCACCUGCCCUGUUUUGGGUGCGUGUUCCGUUAAAUGUAGAUGACUCAUGCAAAGGUAGGAGCCACGAUGUUUGUGGUGUGUUUUUGUUUGGAUGACUAAUGUCUCUAUGAUCAACCUGCUCUGAAUCUGCAGCUGAAGGGCGUUGGGUAAUGACCCCAAAGCCGUGUGCACAUUCACUGUGAGACUGAUUUGGCGUACAGAUUACCUCUAAUCCAUCUUGAUCUGGCUUUUCUGGAGGGAGCCCUCAGCUGCGUGGCAUCCAGAAGCUUUGCUGUACUCCAACCUGACAGUAGGGGCAGAAUUAUUCAGCUGCUAACUUGCUUUCAAGAACUGUGGCAACAGGCUGAACCUAGUGAUAUGGGCUUGGAUCCAGGCCUUACAUUAUGCUUAGAAAAAAACUAAAUUUUAUGGCCCACCCACACAAGGCCAUCUAUUCAGCUUUGCUUUGAGCAAGCCUGGUGUUAUUCAAACUGUCCCUUAGCCAUAUGACUCUUUUAAAUAUAGACCAGCUAAUUCAUGGGGCACCGGUUGUAAAUCUACAAGCUUGCAUGGGACGCACUGGAAUCCCACCAUGUAUAUGAGUUAAUUGAAUUGGUGUCAGCCUUUAUUUUGAGCUAUAGGCUAGACUGGUGAAGUUUUGAGCACGGAUUUCAUAGUUCUCUUUAGGUAGAUUCCUGUGUAUUGAUCUUGUAAAGCAUCUCUGCCAUUAAUCGUAUGUGUUUAAGAAUGUCAUAAUGAUUGAAAGAACUUUAUCAAAUGCACCUGACUGGAAAAAAAGGUCCAUUUAAUGACAAAUUGGAUUUGCAGCUUAGUCAAAAUAUGUUUUAACUCUAUGAAGGAUAAGAAAAAAACAAUUUGAAAUAUCUAUGCAUACAAUUAUCUAUUUAUUGUUGUUUUUUAAGUAGAAGCUCUAAGGAUAUUGAUCUGUGAUAAAUCUUUAGAAGUUAAUGAAAUAAAUUCACAAUUUCUUUUUUAAUUGGGCUGGUAUAAUUUUUCAUAUAUUUGAUUUUUUUUUUAUUGUGUCAUUUGCAUAGGAGAGGUUUUCAUGGUGGGGAUCACUUGUUUACAAAUAGCUCACAUGGCAGACCAUUUUGUCCAGAGCAGCUUACAUAUGUUUCACUAUGACAAUACAUGAGCUCCCUCAGACUCAAAUCCAUGACCUUGGUGUUAUCAGCAGCGUGCAGUAUCUGCUAGUCAAGGUUAGCUACAGGUUCGUUGACAUUGUGGUCAUCUAAGAUGGGUAUCUGAAGCUUCAGCUAGGAUCACUUUGGGCAUCGUUUCAUUUAAGAGAAAGAGUUCAAGUCACUACCUCACUGUAUGAUUGCUAUGAUGUCUCUGGGAGUUUUAUCUCUGCAUGAUCAUAGCAUCUUUGAUGUGGAUGUGGAUAAUUUCAUAACUUUUCUCAGCAAUGAUCGGUUUGUUCAUUGUUGUACAUGUAUUUUAUAUACAAAUACAUUGACUACCCACUUUAUUAGAAAUGUUUUCACAUUUACACUUACUUGCCACUUAUCAGAUAUUUUUUUCUCUCUCAGGUACAUUUUAUAGGAGAACAGAUAGAGAAUGUAGCCUCUCUUAACCGUGCUCAUCAACCACUCUCUGUCCUGUUCAUCAUUGGCCAGUUUCUGACCACAGGGAUGGUGUUGACCAGAUCUUUGGAUAAGACCAUUCUAAACAUACACACUGAUGAUACAGGCACAGUAGUGACAGUUGCUCUCAUGUGAGUGUACCAGACACACACGCAUUGCUUCCAGUGUUUUUAUAUGUCAGUUUUUACACGUUAAUAUUACUGGUGGUUCACCUUCCAGAAAUAUCAAAAUGAAUUCAGUCCUGUAGUCAGAAACUAGUCUGUAGAAAUUGUAGAAACUGUAGUCUGUGUGUCUAAUGGUUUGAAUACAUUUCGUGGUAAAUCUUUUACGCAAAGAUUAGGCAUCAUUACAACUAAACAGUUCAUUAAAUCUUUAAAACUAAAGAAUACGUCACUUUCUGUUGCUCACUAGAGGUCAGAAAAUUGGUUUCUGUGGGUGGUCCUAGGUACUGACCAACAGGGUGCCCAAACGUGUGUGUGUGUGUGUAUGUGUGCGUACCAUAUCCUUUGUCUACUUCUUUAGAGUAUGUUACUAAUUAGUGGUUACUAAUUGUACAUUAAAAGUCUGCAGAUAGAUGUACUAUUUGAACUUGAAAACUGCAGGAAUCUGUCUCAACCUCUUCAUUUAAUGCUUGAGUAAAACAGGAGACAAUAAUGUUUCUGCAUUAGAAUAAUAAAUCAUUUGUAUGCUAAUGUUGCUUGGCCAGCUCUGAGAAACUUGCUUCUCUUUGCGGGUUCUGUAUCCAUCAAGUUUCUAAGAAUAGAUAUACCAAUCUUGUAAUGGUCUUUUUCAGCUUUCAUUUCUGCAAGAGUUUGUGAGACUGGUUUAGCCCUGAUGGGGAUUCUGGCUUCACCAUGCUAUAAUGGAAAUGGGGCCAAUGAAUAUUUAACCUUGUCAAACAGUGACUCAUAUCUCCCUACUUGAACAGAGUGGAGGUGGCUGCUAUGGGCUUAAAGUGCAGUUAUGCUGUGAAUGGAACAUUCUCAGGUAGAGAUUUGUUCCACAACAAUAAUCUGGU
Messenger RNA from Electrophorus electricus (electric eel), 3677 nucleotides. It is a transcript of the gene ca7, whose product is annotated as carbonic anhydrase VII. Gene Ontology annotation, molecular function: carbonate dehydratase activity; zinc ion binding. Gene Ontology annotation, biological process: regulation of intracellular pH. The record is from RefSeq and is a predicted model, not a curated record. NCBI's taxonomy places the organism in Eukaryota, Metazoa, Chordata, Actinopteri, Gymnotiformes, Gymnotidae. Gene Ontology annotation, cellular component: cytoplasm.